This is a messenger RNA of Rotaria sordida, 225 nucleotides long. NCBI's taxonomy places the organism in Eukaryota, Metazoa, Rotifera, Eurotatoria, Philodinida, Philodinidae. The record is from the annotation of a GenBank genome assembly.
AUGAGUUUUACUUAUUUAGAACUCGACAACAAGAUUUCUAUGAUCAAUAUUCAUCAUCAUACAAUGAUUCACAUUAUUGGCAUGAAAAUAAUUCAAAUUCAUAUGAUUUUUAUGGUUCAACAUCCAUCUCAUACACUUUUACAACAAAAUGGUUUUACUCAACAAGUUUAUCUUAAAUAUGAACAAGAAUGUCUUGAUGAUAAAAAAGAAACAUUGACAUUGUAG